GAUUGCAAUGUUUCUUGGACAGCGGGACACAGCAGAGUUUAGCUGUAAUCCUCAUAUUUAUGUUGGAUUCAGCACUUAGUCCCGCAAGAUUUAUGUAAUGCAUCUAAUCAAAGCUAAUUUCAAACCAUUGGGCCGUAACAGAAAAAAUUGUGCGCAGCGGCUGCCAGGCUUUUUGACAGAUGCGGGCACACUUUCACAGCUGCAGCUCAAGUGACAACGCAGCAAACAGACGAUAGAUGCUACAGCCACCCCGGGUGUCCUCCUCACUCUGCCCUUUAGUUUCAGUGGGCAAACUGCAUGGAUUAAACUAACGUCCUCCCCUGAGUUGACGUUUGAUAGUCGUGAAUACUUUAAUUGUCAACUCUAAACGCAUGAACAAAAAGACAUUGCACACACACACACACAGGCGCACAUUAGCGCGCGCACACACACACACACACACACACACACACACCGCACAGCUUCUGGCUAAGUGGCUGGGGCGGGACACUGCGUGAGACAAGGCGGGGAAAGCAGGCAGGCGGGCGAGCAGCGUGCUGGUCGGGUUGGUGGACAGCUGAUUGUCCGUGUUAUUAACUGUGUUUGGGGGCGUUCCUGCUCGCCUUGUAGGCCACGCCUCCCUUACCUACUAGUUCACUCCUGUUUGGCAUCCCAGAGAUGGUCCAAAGUGAUUCCUCAGGGAAGAAUACAGCGCAAAUCACCCGUGCAGGAGCUGACGAGGAGCGGAGCCGCCGUUGCCCAGGACUGCCUUUUAAUUGCGCGUAAUCUUCCGUUUCAUUCAUCUGAGCAGAGGAGAAGACUUUGUAAAUAAAGAGACGGAGCGAAGGAGGGUGAAACGUGUUUCAUCUCCUCGGUUUUCUUUCUCACUGUGGACUGUUUGUUGCAGUAACUGACGUUUUGCUUGUGUUUUUGUCAGCUGCACCUUGAUCCGGGGACUGUCGCCAACUCAGUGCAGCCUCUCAUCCUGCGCUUCCCCUUUCAUCGCUCUCACGUUCAUCUUCUGCUGCUUCCCCCUCUUUUUCUUCUGACAUGAGGUGCAGCUAACCCUGGAUGCUGACAGCUCCCCUUUUUCCUUCCACAUGUCGCAUCUUUUGUUUACUUUGAGAAACACACGCGCAACUAAACGCCAAGUGAAAUAGACCACGCCACUUUGCUCCUCUGACAGUGCGAUCAAACAGACGCAAGAGGAGGGGAGGCAGGGAAAAAAAAGGAGGGAGCCAAGGAGAGGAGGAUAGAGAGACAGAGAAGAGAGAGAGAGUGAACGAGAGAUAGCGACAGUGUGAAGGUGCGUUUUGAUGUUUGGCAUCCACGAGAGCAUCCAGAGGAGUGGGAGUAGUAUGAAAGAAGAGCCCAUGGUGGCCGGGAUGAACGCGGUUCGGACAUGGAUGCAGGGCGCCGGAGUGCUGGACGCCAACACAGCCGCCCAGAGCGGAGUGGGUCUUGCUCGGGCACACUUCGAGAAGCAGCCGCCCUCCAACCUCCGCAAGUCCAACUUCUUCCACUUCGUGCUGGCUUUGUACGACCGACAGGGUCAGCCGGUGGAAAUAGAGAGAACCACCUACAUUGACUUUGUAGAGAAGGAAAAGGAAACGACGGGGGAAAAGACCAACAAUGGGAUCCAUUAUAGACUUCAGCUCCUCUACAGUAACGGGAUCAGGACAGAGCAGGACUUGUAUGUUCGUCUCAUUGACUCUAUGACUAAGCAGGCGAUUGUCUAUGAGGGCCAGGAUAAAAACCCAGAGAUGUGUCGGGUCCUGUUGACCCAUGAGAUCAUGUGCAGUCGAUGCUGUGAUAAGAAGAGUUGUGGCAACAGGAACGAGACCCCAUCAGACCCUGUCAUCAUCGACAGGUUCUUCCUCAAGUUUUUCCUGAAGUGCAACCAGAACUGCCUGAAGAAUGCAGGGAACCCUCGAGACAUGAGGCGUUUUCAGGUGGUUGUGUCAACUACGGUGAGCGUGGAGGGUCACGUCCUGGCCGUCUCUGACAACAUGUUUGUGCACAACAACUCCAAACACGGGCGCAGAGCUCGAAGACUGGACCCCUCGGAAGGAACACCGUCCUACCUGGAACACGCAACCCCCAGCAUCAAAGCCAUCAGCCCCAGUGAAGGCUGGACCACAGGGGGCGCUACUGUCAUCAUCAUCGGGGACAACUUCUUCGACGGCCUGCAGGUCAUCUUUGGAACCAUGCUGGUCUGGAGUGAGCUGAUCACCCCCCAUGCCAUUCGAGUGCAAACUCCACCCAGACACAUCCCCGGGGUGGUGGAGGUCACGCUGUCCUACAAAUCCAAACAGUUCUGCAAAGGCACACCUGGUCGCUUCAUCUACACAGCGCUGAAUGAGCCAACCAUAGACUACGGCUUCCAGAGGUUACAGAAGGUCAUCCCCAGACACCCCGGAGACCAAGAGAGAUUACCCAAGGAGGUGAUCUUAAAGAGAGCAGCAGACCUGGUAGAGGCUUUGUACGGGAUGCCUCACAAUAACCAGGAGAUGAUUCUGAAACGAGCAGCGGAUAUCGCAGAGGCCCUCUACACAACAGUGCCACGAGGGCACAACCAGCUAGCCAGUCUUGGCAGCGGCUCCGUCCAUGCUGGCAUGAUGGCCGUAAAUUCCUUCACUGGGUCAGAGGUGGCACAAACAGCCAAUCAGGGUUUCAGUAGGAGUACAAGCAGUGUGUCCCCCCAUGGUUAUGUCCCCAGCUCCACUCCCCAGCAGAAUAGCUACAGCUCUGUCUCCACUAGCAUGAAUGGCUAUGCUAACUCUGGCAUGGCAACCUUGGGCACCUCGCCCAACUUCCUCAAUGGAUCUGCAGGCAACUCUCCCUAUGCUAUCGUCCCGUCAAGCCCCACCAUGGCCUCGUCGACCAGCCUGCCCUCCAACUGCAGCAGCUCCUCCGGCAUCUUCUCCUUCUCUCCAGCCAACAUGGUGUCCGCCGCCGUCAAGCAGAAGAGCGCCUUUGCCCCUGUAGUGCGACCCCAGAACUCCCCUCCACCCACGUGCACCAGCACUAAUAACAGCCUGCAUGAUCAGUCUUUUGUGGACUCUAGCAAGUACUCAUCAGCCAACUCUCUGCAGGGCCUGGCCUUCUCCUGAACGAUUCCUGGGAUGAUCGUUCCACCCAUGUAGAGGAUCUGGGAUAGCUGGAGAUUUGGGAAUGUUGAAAGGAAAAGACACAGUAGCAGAGUCUGGCGAGUCUCUGUUAUGCUCCGGAGCUGAACUGAAGGAAGUCAAGAUAAGACGCAGGACUCUGUUAAACUCAGGCCUUUCCAUUUGGAUGUCAUCUGGAGGGAUAGGGGAGGAGAAAAGAGGGACAAUACGAACCUUUGUGAUGUUAUUUCCCUCUUGGUUGAAUUAGUGUAGCUUCUCUGACACCGCGUUGGAUGGAGUGUAUAGAGACUGAUAGUUUACCCACAGUGUGACACUGACCUCAUGAAAAGAGCAUUUAUUUAUCUUUAUGUUCAUGCCUGUAUGGUUUGGGUUUGAUUACUGGAGGCCCCACGCAAUCCGUAACUCGCACAAACAACAGUGAAGUGUUGGUUUGGCCGUGAAGUUUACGUAACCUCUGUCACAAUAGAAGAUGCUUUCCUUAGCUCAGCCUGCUUGCUAAAACCACAUAACAACACACUGGCCAAAUGGAACUAAGGUCAACAACACAAAAAAAGCAAAGAAAUACAGAAAAGAACAAAAUCAACCCUCAAUUUUUGCUGCUAAUUAUCCCAUAAAUCUAAAAGUGGUAUGACAAAAUCACCCUAUGCUAAUUCAACAUCGGAAAACAUGCCUUUCUUUUUUUUUCUUCGUUUGGUGUGUUUGUUGAAAUUUUAAUAAAACUGUGAGGAUUGAGCUGUUUGCAAUAUGCUUUUCUGCUUGUCAUGUGAAGGAAAGGUGAUGAUUUAGCCAAAAUUGACAUUUUGUUGGAGAUUCUAGUGAAGACUUGAAAAGCCAGAGGAUGUGUGCGUCCAGCCUGCACUGUACUGAAGGAGUCUAGCAAAUAUCAAAUUAGAAUAAAUGCGUGAUAUAUGUGAUAUAUUUUUGUAUAUAAAAAAGUUGAAUUUUUCAUUUGACAUUUCUUUUCUUUUUGCGAUAGCUAUAGUUUGAAAUGUAAACAUUAAAUGUCUUAAGGCAGCUUCUCAGUACAGAAGAUAGAUUUACUGUGUGUUGUCAAUAUCUCAUCUGCUAAACAUGAGAAACAUGGAUUUGGAUACAAAAAGGGGAUUCCUGUAAAAUAUCCUAUAAAUAAUGUAUUUAUCCCUUGUAUUUGUACAUUGCCUCUCACCCUCGUUUAGUUGUGUUGUGUAAGUUUAAUACAGUAAGUGAACAUAUUUCACAAUAUUUUGUUUCAUUAUUUACUGUUGUCUCUCAAUAUUUAAAUGUGACUUUUUUUAAUCUUUUUUGUUUUGUAUGUUGAUUGUUUUGCAUUGGUAUACCAUGCUUUUAUUUGUUGAUUCAAAAACAUGCCAUUGUCUAUUUUUGUAUUAUUUGUAAGUUAAUAAAAAAAUUAAGUUUUUUUCCUUAUGAAAAUGUUUAUUGUAUGGCAAAAAAGUAGCAUCUUAUUCAGAGUAUUUGGUUGAAGUAGAUUUUUUAAGAAUAUAUACACACAUUAAUAUAUACUGUAAAUCUAUAUCUUUUUGUUUGAACUCUUUGAGGCUUUCAGAUUGAUACUGUUCUUGAACUGAUAAUAUGCAUGGGUUCUUCUCUUGAGUGACACUUCCUUUUUUGUGCGUGGAAACCAAGAGAACUAAGAAAUUGCUCUGUGUUUUUCUUUCUUUGAGUUCCUCUUUUUCCCCCCUGUUCUUUCUUUUCCUAUGUUAUUUAUGCUUGCUUACAUACUGUAUCUAUAUACUCUUUAUUUUUUCUGUCACUGUAAUCUUUACCAGCAGUCUAGAUGCCUUAACAAUGCAAACCCAUUCUUCAUUCAAUCACGUGUACAGUUUUCUACCCUCACCACAAUUGUCUAUUGCCACAGAGGAAUUCAUGGGAACUUGGGGACAAAGCACAAACCCACUGUGUUUGGUGGUGAAGCCAGACUAGAAUACAAAGAGCCAUAAUUCAACAAUCACACACACACCCCGAUGUACUAUAAUACUACAGCAGUGGCACGCUUUGAAGGACAGUUGACGUUGAGAGGCCUGUCUCAGCUGUGCUCAUUGCAUUUUAGUGCUCACAGAGACACUUCUGUCUCUUUUUUUUUAGAGAUUAUGUAGCUUUUUUCCGAUUAAUGAAAUAAUUUCAACUGCAUGGUGGUAAUAUUUCUCAUUAACCACAGGAUCACAACAGUGUGACAACACAGAGCUGUUUUAAUUGUAGUACAAAGGGGCGCACAGUGAAGAUAAACACUGUCACAGCACAAUUUUAAUCUCACACAUGGAGUCGUAGAUCUGACUUCAGUAUUUGACAGCCGAUCCCCCAGUCCUUCUCUCCCUGUAUGAGCCUUUGGACAAUAUAGCUUCAUUAUAAGCUAAACAGAACAAGAACAAGUGAGGAAGCAUGAAAGGGAGCUCCUUGGCCCCUCAGCCAUUUCUGUAGUCUUCUCUUUGUGUCUGCCGUGUGUCUUCAAGCUGUUGCUGGACAGAGAAUAGGGCUUUUCUCUCUGCUUUCUUUUCUAGAGCCUGGUUUUGUUAAGUGCGUAGAAAGGACCGUUUUAACAGAGGCGCCUGCUGACAGACGAGUGUUUUUCAGGCACUUGUGUGCCUGUGCUGGUUGGGGCCGGGGUGGGGGGGCCUCACCAUAUCUGUUUCAAAUGAACUACAGAGGUCUGUUGUCAUACAAUGGCUUCUUUGUAAGCAAAGUUCCAUCCUGAUUAUGAAUAUUGGUAAUGAGUGACAAAGUUUUGUAUUUAGGUAACAAACAACAAAAAAAGAUGCAAACCAAAUAGCUGGUGUCUAUUUUUUCCUCUGUUUUGUCUUUGACUGCAAAUACACUGAACAGCUCUAUGAUAUAAGGGAAGAAAAAAAAUUCUACUGUAUAGAUUGUUAUUGUUUUUGAUGAAAAUUGAGCUGUAAGAUAACUUUUGGACUCUCACAAUGUUGAAUUAAAGUUACCUCUUGUCUGUGA
This is a messenger RNA of Siniperca chuatsi (mandarin fish), 6050 nucleotides long. It is a transcript of the gene ebf1a, whose product is annotated as EBF transcription factor 1a. The transcript has 18 exons. NCBI's taxonomy places the organism in Eukaryota, Metazoa, Chordata, Actinopteri, Centrarchiformes, Sinipercidae. Gene Ontology annotation, biological process: regulation of transcription by RNA polymerase II. Gene Ontology annotation, molecular function: DNA-binding transcription factor activity, RNA polymerase II-specific; RNA polymerase II cis-regulatory region sequence-specific DNA binding. The record is from RefSeq and is a predicted model, not a curated record. Bases 1296 to 3092 code for a protein of 598 amino acids.